AUGAGCGAUAAGGUAGUGAUACACGUGGACGAUGUGGAAGUCAAGCCCAAGUUCGUAUUGUACGGAAUUAGUACGCCCACAAAGCAUAUUUACAAAAGGUAUUCCGAGUUUUGGAAACUGAAGACCCAACUAGAGAAACAAGUUGGAAGCACCAUACCGUAUGAUUUUCCCGAGAAGCCGAGUGGGUUGGACAGGGUAUGGCAAAGGAAUUAUGACGAUCCAGCGAUGAUUGACGAAAGACGCAUUGGGCUGGAGAGAUUUCUCAAUGAGUUGUAUAACGAUCGCUUUGAUUCCCGAUGGAGAAGUACAAAGACUGCGCAAGACUUCUUGCAGUUGUCGAAACCAGAAGUGUCCCAGGAAAAACCGCAGCAACAGCAAGAAGCUGAAGCGGAAGUCGGAUGGGACGAGAUGGUCAGAGAUGUCAAGCUAGAUCUAGAUGAAGAGAGUGAUGGGACGUCCAGCGUACGUGGGGCACUACGAGCACGCACGAAGCUGCACAGGUUGCGAGAGCGGCUGGAGCGGGACGUCCAGAGGAAAUCCUUGCCAAGCACAGAGGUGACUCGCCGGGCCGCAUUACUGAGGUCGUUACUCAAAGAGUGUGAUAACAUUGGUAUGGCAAACGCCACACAGGACCGAGGCAGGCUUCUGGGAACUGCCACAGGAGAACCCACUUCAAACUUGGACGCUCGAGGAAGAACCAACGGCGAUCUGCAACAAGGGCAGAUGCAAAUGGUACGCGAACAAGAGCAGGAAUUAGUCGCACUGCAUCGGAUCAUCCAGGCCCAACGCGGACUGGCUUUGGAGAUGAAUGACGAACUGCAAACGCAGAACGAGCUACUCACGGCACUUGAAGACGACGUAGACAACACAGGCAGGAGGCUACAGAUGGCUAACAAGAAGGCUAGACAGUUCAAUAACAGUGCUUGA
Messenger RNA from Saccharomyces eubayanus, 927 nucleotides. RefSeq names its product Vam7p (gene VAM7). Gene Ontology annotation, molecular function: phosphatidylinositol binding. The record is from RefSeq and is a predicted model, not a curated record. The transcript has a single exon. Lineage: Eukaryota; Fungi; Ascomycota; Saccharomycetes; Saccharomycetales; Saccharomycetaceae. The coding region runs from base 1 to 927 and encodes 308 amino acids.